AAAACCCCAAAGCUUUCCUUCUCUUUGCAAUCGAGAUUUAUCGGAAAAAUUGUCAUCCCUUGGAGACGACAAUGCAGAGGUUUUGCACUAAGCUACGUUCCAUUUCCAUCCAAUCUAAUCGGAAUCUCGCUUUUAUCGGUGCACCUCACCGUCUCAUUCACCAUUCUCCUUCCCCGAGCCGUCACUUAACAACCCUAGGUUUCGCCAAUACGACCAAAUGGAGCUUCGUUCCCGCCGCCGGAGUCUCUCCUCCGUUCAAUGUUAGCUCUAUGGGUUCUACCUUUGUUCCUCAUCACUUUGUUCAAGUAAGAAAUAUCACUUCCAAGGAAAAAAUGGCAAAAUGGAAGAAGAAGUGGAGACCAAGGACUCCAAUCACAUCAAAAGUCAAGAAAGUCAAGAUAAAGUUUUAUUCGUCAUUCAAAGACAGGUUUAAACCACUAAAUGAUGGUACCAUCCGUCGCUGGAAAGAGGGAAAGCGCCACAACGCGCACUUGAAGUCAAAGAAAUCGAAGCGUAGAUUGAGACAGCCUGGAUUAGUACCACCAGCAUAUGCCAAAGUCAUGAAGAAACUCAAUUUCUGCAACUGAGAGAGAUAGAGAAAGAAUACAGUAUGAUUACGAUUGAAAGCCAGUCUCUUCCAUUUUUAGUCCAGAUAAUUUAUUUUUUUGCUUCACUGGUACCUAAAAACCUUAAUCAUACUCUUAGUUUCUUUAUCCUCUUCAGUUUUAACCUUUCAAUCACCAAAGGAAUAAAAUUGGCAUUUUGGUCCUUUUCCUAAAGA
This is a messenger RNA of Capsella rubella, 781 nucleotides long. RefSeq lists its product as uncharacterized. Gene Ontology annotation, molecular function: structural constituent of ribosome. Gene Ontology annotation, biological process: translation. NCBI's taxonomy places the organism in Eukaryota, Viridiplantae, Streptophyta, Magnoliopsida, Brassicales, Brassicaceae. The transcript is spliced from 4 exons. Gene Ontology annotation, cellular component: ribosome. The record is from RefSeq and is a predicted model, not a curated record. Bases 72 to 587 code for a protein of 171 amino acids.